Lobosporangium transversale is the source of this 1620-nucleotide messenger RNA. Its product is annotated as P-loop containing nucleoside triphosphate hydrolase protein. The record is from RefSeq and is a predicted model, not a curated record. Gene Ontology annotation, molecular function: RNA binding; RNA helicase activity; ATP binding. The transcript is spliced from 2 exons. NCBI's taxonomy places the organism in Eukaryota, Fungi, Mortierellomycota, Mortierellomycetes, Mortierellales, Mortierellaceae. Gene Ontology annotation, cellular component: nucleolus. Bases 1 to 1620 code for a protein of 539 amino acids. Gene Ontology annotation, biological process: rRNA processing.
AUGGAUAUUGAUGACGAUUCUACAACAGUUGUGAACAAAAAGGAAAAGAAGAACAAGAAGGAGAAAAAGGAUAAGAAAGAAAAGAAAGAGAAGAAGGAGAAGAAGGAGAAGAAACGCAAGGCUUCAGAUGAGGAGGAAGGAGUAUCCAAGGAUGAGGACUCUGCAGAUGAACCGGUCAUUAAGAAGCUCAAAGCUAUUGAAGUAGAUGUGGCCUCGCCCCUGAAAGCAACUGUCAUCUCUGGAAUCGAGCCUACUGCCAGCGGGCUCAUCAAGGCCUUCUAUAACCCUACAACUAACAAGACAACCAAAGAACAGGCUCGUGAGUUUUACAAGGAGAACAUUAUUGAGGUCUCUGGCGACCAAGAGUUUUUACCUGUUCUCAAGUUUGACGAGGCUGGUUUCAAACCAGAGAUGUUGGAAGUCACGAAGGCAUUUAAAUCACCCAGCCCAAUUCAAGCUGCCUGCUGGCCCAUCAUCCUUUCUGGCCGAGAUGUUAUUGGUAUUGCUGAAACUGGUUCCGGAAAAACUCUUGCAUUUACUCUGCCAGCAUUGAUGCACAUCCGUGGACAAAAAGAUUUCAACAUCAAGCCCAAGGCUCCCACUGUCCUCGUUAUUUCUCCUACCCGUGAGUUGGCGAUGCAGACCCAGGAACAAUGCGUUGCUGCUGGAAAAGCCUCAGGUAUCAAGAGUGUGUGUAUCUAUGGAGGUGUUUCUAAGGAUGAUCAACGUCGUGCUAUUCGCCAAGGUGUUCACAUCAUUGUCGCUACUCCUGGACGUCUCUUGGAUUUGUUGGAGGAUGGAAGCUGCAAUAUCGACGCUGUUUCAUACUUGGUUUUGGACGAAGCAGAUCGUAUGUUGGACACUGGGUUUGAGGAGGCUAUUCGUUCCAUCUUGCGUAAGACCCGCAAGGACCGUCAGACGGCCAUGUUCAGUGCUACCUGGCCUGAAUCGGUCAGAAAGCUAGCUCAUGACUUUUUGGAUCACCCUAUCAAGGUCACGAUCGGAUCUCCUGACUUGGGUGCUUCCUCAAAUGUUACUCAAAUAGUGGAGGUCUUGGAUGAUCCCCGCAACAAGGAGCGUCGACUCCUCGAGCUAUUGAAGGAGUAUCACAAGACUCGUAAGAACCGCAUUUUGAUCUUUGCCCUUUACAAGAAGGAGGCUGAUCGCAUCGAGCAAGCAUUACAAAGAGCCGGGUAUAAAGUGGGUGGCAUUCACGGAGACAAGAACCAACAUACCCGCUCCGCUGCCCUGGAGGCCUUUAAGAAUGGAUCGAUUCCUCUGCUAGUUGCCACGGAUGUUGCAGCUCGUGGUAUUGAUAUCGCUGGCAUCACACAUGUUAUCAACGUGACUUUCCCAUUGACAAUAGAAGACUAUGUCCAUCGCAUUGGACGUACUGGACGUGGUGGACAGACAGGUGUAGCACACACAUUUUUCACACUAAAUGAAAAGGGUCUUAGCGGAGCUCUGAUCAAUGUACUCAACGACGCAGGCGUCAAGAUCCCAGAUGAACUCCGCAAGUUUGGUGGUACGGUCAAAAAGAAGGCUCAUUCAGUUUAUGGCGACCACUUCAAGGACCUUGGUGGUGAGGUCAAACAGCCCACCAAGAUCCGUUUUGAAUAA